UAUAGCAACCCCAAAAAUCAUGCACCACCUUCUACUCUUUGCGAUCCUGGUUCUGCUUCUAGUGUUAGCAUCAAGAGUUGCAUAUUCAACAAUUUGGGUCCCAUGGAACAUUGCACGUCACUUUCGUAAGCAAGGCAUAAGGGGACCCUCGUACCGUCUGAUCAAAGGGAACACGGAGGAGAUCCACGGCAUGUAUGCGGAAGUUCAAUCGAAGCCAAUGGCGUUGUGCCACGACACCCUGGAGCGCGUGUGUCCAUUCUACCACAGGUGGUCGCGCAUGUAUGGGAAAACUGUUCUGUACUGGCACGGGUCGAAGCCGAAAGUGGUACUAUCCGACCCGGAUAUGAUUAAGGAGAUACUUGUGAAAACGGGUGACGGGUUUGAGAGGCCGGAUCCGAAUCCGUCGACGAAACAGUUUUUUGGAGAAGGAAUAUUGGUGAUUAAAGGAGAACAAUGGGGUGUGCAUAGAGCAAUUGCUAACCAGGCUUUUAAAAUGGAGCGGGUCAAGUCUUGGAUUCCACGAAUUGUAGAUAGCACAAAAACAAUGUUAUACAAGUGGGAAGAUGAGAACAAAGGCAUUGAUGAAUUUGAAAUUGAAGUGAGUAAAGAUCUCCAUGAUCUUACAUCUGAUAUUAUAUCCAAAGUCGCUUUUGGUAGUAACUAUGAAGAAGGGAAAGAGAUUUUUGAGUUACUAGAACAGCAUUAUCAUCUGGUCACCCUUUCCAUCAGAAGUGUUUAUUUUCCUGGGUUCAGGUUUCUACCUACUAAGAAGAACAAAGAAAGAAAGAGACUAGAGAAGAAAACCAGUGAAUUAAUUCGAGGGUUGAUUGAGGAUAGUCAUAAAUCAGAACAAAAUUCAGAAAAUUUGCUUUCUUUGUUGAUGUCUUCUCACAAAUUUAUCAACAAUGAGACUCAUAAGUUAAGAUUGGACGAGAUAGUGGAUGAUUGUAAAAACUUUUAUAUGGCAGGAAAGGAAACAAGUGCAACUUCAUUAAGUUGGGCACUCCUCCUUUUAGGGAUAAAUCAAGAAUGGCAAAGCAAGGCACGUGAGGAGGUACUUGGAGUUUUAGGACCUAAUGCUCUCCCAACAUCAGAAACAUUAAGUGAACUAAAACUUAUGAACCUGAUACUUCAAGAAACACUUCGACUCUACCCUAAUCCUGGGGCAUUGGUAAGGCAAGCAAGUAAAAGAGUUCAGCUAGGGAACAUUGAUAUUCCUGCUGGUACACAACUGUAUUUAUCUAUCACAUCCACUCAUCGUGAUACUGAGUUAUGGGGAGAAGAUGCUCUUGAAUUCAAUCCUAUGAGAUUUGUUGAGCCUCGAAAAAAUUUAGCUCCAUAUUUUCCCUUUGGAUUAGGUCCUAACUACUGUGUGGGUCAAAAUUUAGCUUUGGUUGAAAUGAAAGUUGUACUAGCCAUGGUGCUACAGAGGUAUUCUUUUGUUGUAUCACCGACAUAUGUGCAUGGGCCAAUGCUGUUGAUGAGUGUGAUACCUCAAUAUGGCAUGCAAAUUAUCUUUAGAAGAUUAUGAAAAUGAUUUGUUGUUUUUAGGCUUUUAAUAAUUUGUGUCAUUUUAUUUUAUAUAUAAAUUGUGUCCAAUGGUAACUUGACAUUUUUGUGUUGACUCCUGUGUAUGAUUUAAUGCAAUU
Cajanus cajan (pigeon pea) is the source of this 1649-nucleotide messenger RNA. The record is from RefSeq and is a predicted model, not a curated record. NCBI's taxonomy places the organism in Eukaryota, Viridiplantae, Streptophyta, Magnoliopsida, Fabales, Fabaceae.